GCAGAGGGGGAUGGGGAAUAACACCCGCUCCUCGGGACACUUUGUCAGAAACACACCGCGGUGGUUUUAAAAGUACAACCAGGGGGAAACACGACGAUGGUAAAAAGAAAAGAUCCGAGCUCAGUAUUGGCUACCUACUCCCCCGCGCACAACGGGUUUUAGCAACGACGCCGUGGAUUGGCUAUUCCCGAGUUCCUUCCUCCAAUCAGGCUCUUGUUUGCUGUUACCAGGAAGCAGAAGACGCGCUGGGAGAAGCUUGAUUUUCCAACUGAGGUCUCUGUGAUAAAAUGGACAGCUUAGAAAACUGCGAAACUUAAACAUUAAGACAUUUGAACCGAGUAUCUUCCUGGAUGGAACAACUAAGUUACUCUCACCGUUAGCCUCCGAGGCUGCAGCUGUACUACAGUGCUGCUCUACUUUGGCUCGGACAUCAGUCGUUAUGUGAUCUUUUACAAACAGAUGAGCAGAUAAACCAGCCUGGACUCAACCUGCUGAAAAAAACAAAAUGUCGAGUACCGUGCUGGAGGUCGGGACGGGAGUGUUUGUCGUCGUGUUGAUUUGGAUUGCGGCUCUUGUGUUUGGUAUGAUGCUGCUGAGAGCAUCCGGAUCAGCCAAGUUAGGAGUGAUCCCUGUUUUUCUCCUGGCUCUCACCAUCACUCUGGCCCUGGUGUUUUUCCCUCGCAGCCCUGAGACAACGCCCCCUUUCAAAGAAGUCCAGAUAGUGGACACUUUGUUCAUCGGCCGCUACGUGCUGCUGGCAGUGGUGAGCGUAGUCUUUCUGGUGAUGUUCUUCAUGCUGCUCCCCUUUCAUUUCCUGGAGCCGGUCUAUGCCAAGGCCCUAAGAACACAUUAGAGCUGUCAGGGUCAGAGUUGGCAGCAGGAUCACAUCACUGAUUGUAUACAACUUAAGACAAACAGGGCCUGGUGAGAGCCCCCACCCCCCACCCCUUCAUGUGGAGACGGACCAUAGAAUGCAUCCCAAACAGAAACACCAGGAGAGCCAGUGUCUUCUACAGGACCCAGUGAAGGCUGGUUGUUGGCUGUUUAUGCAAAACCAACAGUAACGGUGUUUGAUAUUUUGGAUCAUUUUAUACAUCAUUGUAGCACUAAAGGCAACACUGAAAUACCCCAUUAUUUUACAAAGAUGUUAAAUAUUUACAUAUAUAAUAUAUGUUGGUUCCUAUAAUCCUGUGUUAGUGACAGUACAUGUGACAGAUUAAACACAAAAUAACCCAUUGCACUAUGUGAAAAAACAUUAAAACUCUGAAUGUGAUGUCCCAUUUACACCUGUCUGAAGCCUGCAGAUUGCAUAUGUGUUUUCUUCAACUGGACAGACUGACAGGGUUAAUAAAAAUAUUUUUUUUUAA
This is a messenger RNA of Pleuronectes platessa (European plaice), 1367 nucleotides long. RefSeq names its product transmembrane protein 218 (gene tmem218). The transcript is spliced from 3 exons. Bases 506 to 853 code for a protein of 115 amino acids. The record is from RefSeq and is a predicted model, not a curated record. Lineage: Eukaryota; Metazoa; Chordata; Actinopteri; Pleuronectiformes; Pleuronectidae.